AAAGGUCCUUCAUGACAUCCAUGAUGGUUUCCCUCUUUACCUCCUGCCUGACAGCUCCAUCCACAGCAUCUUUUGUCCAGUGCUUAAAAGCGACAUGACGUCAUAAACCUGCGACGCACGUGUGAGCUUGGUGAGAGAAGAGCGAUGGCUCAUGAGAGGCUACAAUUCCAUGAAAUGGGCUUAGACGACCGCCUGCUAAAGGCAGUCGCAGAUCUGGGAUGGUCAAAGCCCACUCUGAUCCAAGAAAAGGUAAUCCCUUUGGCUUUAGAUGGAAAGGACCUUCUGGCUCGAGCCCGGACUGGGUCUGGGAAGACUGCCUCAUAUGGUAUACCUGUCAUACAGCGCAUCCUGGCUUCCAAACAGACUGUGCGUGAGCAAGAUGUGAGGGCUCUGAUUGUGGUGCCAACCAAAGAACUGGGUCACCAAGUUCAGAUUAUGAUGAGACAGUUAACGGCGUACUGCUCCAGGGACGUCCGAGUGGCCGACAUCUCUAGCAAGGUUGAUCUGUCAACACAGAGGCCCAUUUUAAUGGAGAAGCCGGAUGUAGUUGUGGGGACGCCAUCCCGUGUGCUUGCCCAUCUCAACGCACAGAACCUGGUCCUGCGUUCUUCUCUUGAGAUGCUGGUGGUAGACGAAGCCGACCUAAUCUUCUCUUUUGGCUUUGAGUCUGACCUGAAGAACUUGUUGUGCCAUUUACCAAAUAUCUACCAGUCUUUCCUGAUGUCUGCUACAUUUAAUGAGGAUGUCCAGAGCCUCAAGGAGCUGUUGCUGCACAAUCCUGUGAUACUGAAGCUUCAAGGAUCCCAGCUCCCAGACAGCAGCCAGCUGCAGCAGUACAGCAUCAAAUGUGAGGAGGAGGACAAGUUUCUACUUGUGUACACACUGCUCAAGCUGUGCCUGGUUAAGGGGAAGACGCUAUUGUUUGUGGGAACUGUGGACAGAUGCUAUAGACUCAAACUGUUUCUCGAACAGUUUGGCAUUCCUGCCUGCGUCCUCAAUUCUGAACUGCCGGUCCAGUCCAGAGCUAAAGAUAAAGAGUAUGGAGUGUCAAGAGGUGUGGACUUCCAAAAUGUUGCCAAUGUAAUUAACUUUGAUUUCCCAAAAACUGUGGAAUCGUAUAUUCAUCGAGUUGGAAGAACGGCAAGAGCAGACAACCCGGGCACCGCUCUGUCAUUUGUAUCUCACACCGAGCUUGGUUUGCUGUCAGAGGUGGAAGAAGCUCUUACUGGGGAUGAGACAAAUUCUCCCCUCAAACCAUAUGAAUUUAAAAUGGAGCAGAUUGAAGGCUUCAGGUACAGAUGCCGGGACGCAAUGCGCUCAGUGACAAAGCAGGCAGUGAAGGAGGCCAGACUAAAAGAGAUCAAACAGGAGCUGCUCAAUUCAGAAAAACUUAAGACAUACUUUGAGGACAACCCCAGAGAUCUGCAGCUACUCCGGCAUGACAAAGACCUCCAUCCUGCUGUUGUCAAACCUCACCUUAAGAAUGUACCUGAGUAUCUCAUUCCUGAGGCACUGAAGGGCGUGGUACAUCCACUGACAAGCAGAAGAAGGCGGAGAAAAGAGAUACAGAGACCAGAAGGAGUCAUCAAGAGCAGUUUUAAGAAGAACAUCCGGGGGAAGAACCCACUGAAGAGUUUCCAGUACACUGGAGGAAAAAACAGAAAAGGCAAAGCGAGCCAGUCAUAGCCGUUGGAACACACCUGAAUGCGUUUGAGUUGCAAAUGUUAUUACACUCAUACACCAGUCUAUUAUAUCUCAUUAGCAAUAUCUGUUUUAUUUGAUCCAUUGAAUAAUUAACUGUAUACACAGUACAUUUGUUCUGUAUAGUUACACAUGUUGGAAUAAAUUUUCUGUCAAACCUC
This is a messenger RNA of Neolamprologus brichardi, 1862 nucleotides long. The record is from RefSeq and is a predicted model, not a curated record. NCBI's taxonomy places the organism in Eukaryota, Metazoa, Chordata, Actinopteri, Cichliformes, Cichlidae.